Molecule: messenger RNA, 547 nt
Organism: Brassica oleracea var. oleracea
Lineage: Eukaryota; Viridiplantae; Streptophyta; Magnoliopsida; Brassicales; Brassicaceae
Product: thioredoxin-like 3-3
Exons: 3
Coding region: 34-390 (118 amino acids)
Source: RefSeq, a predicted model, not a curated record
AUUGCCAGUUCCGAAAGCAAAAAAAAAACAAAAAUGAGAAAGCAAGAACCGGAGGAAGCAAAUCGUAACGUCAAUAUGGAAACCGCAACAAGCGACCAAAGUCUCAUAACAAUUCUGGACGACAUCAAAUCUUCAAAACUUCCGGCUGUUAUUAACUACGGUGCUUCGUGGUGUGGAGUUUGUAGCCAGACGUUUCCUGCGUUCCAAGAGCUUAGCAGCAGUUUCAAAAGGAUCAAGUUUGUUUAUGCAGAUAUUGACGAGUGCCCUGAGACCACUCUUCACAUCCGUUACACUCCAACGUUUCAGUUCUACAGAGACGGUGAAAAGGUUGACGAGAUGUUUGGAGCUGGUGAAGAGAGGCUACAUGAUCGUCUUUGGCUUCUUUCUUGAAAUGUAUUCUUGAAAAAUCAAAUUAUUAACACCUAAAUGAUAAAAUAAAGAUAUCUGCAACCCUGUGCUACAUAAUUGAUAAGAUUAUUGUAAUAACAUAUGAAUAUUUAUUACCAAACUAAAUAGUGACUAUAUAUUUCUCUUUUUUAGUGAUCUA